Salvia miltiorrhiza (redroot sage) is the source of this 819-nucleotide messenger RNA. Its product is annotated as FCS-Like Zinc finger 5-like. The record is from RefSeq and is a predicted model, not a curated record. Bases 296 to 712 code for a protein of 138 amino acids. The transcript has 2 exons. NCBI's taxonomy places the organism in Eukaryota, Viridiplantae, Streptophyta, Magnoliopsida, Lamiales, Lamiaceae.
UGAUCCAUCUCAAAAAUAGGAAUAAAAUAAAACGAAUGCUGACGAGGCCUCCCCCAACAAUAAUGCAACCUUUCUCAAAAUUCUCAAUACAGAAACCAAAUCAACGGCCCAGAUCUCCUCCCCCGUUUCUGGCUCUCCGUUUAUCUUCCCAAUCUUCCCCAGCUCUUCACACUCCUCUCUCUCUCCCUCUCUCUCAAAUAGCCUCGAUUCUAUGUGCAUAGAAACAUAAAUCAAGGUAGAGAGAAGUGGAAAUUGAGUUCAUUUGCAUCUGUGAGAGGAAGUUUCUAGAGCAGACAUGAUGUUGGGAAAGAGAGCUCGCCCGCCGAUGAAGAGGACUACGAGCAUGACGGAGUUCACCUUGGAUCUCAACGGCGGCGCUGUCUAUCAGCCGUCGGAUCCUCAAAAUCCUUUCAACGGCGGUAUAGAUCAGCAGUACUUGGCCUCCGCCGCCGCCGCCGCAGCUCCGAGAUCGCAGCGCCGCAACUCGGCUGACUUCGUUCAAACGGCUAGUUUUUUGAGGGUUUGCUCCUUCUGCAAACGCCGUCUCGUUCCUGGCCGUGAUAUCUUCAUGUACAGAGGUGAUAGUGCUUUCUGCAGUCUAGAAUGCAGACAACAGCAAAUUUCUCAAGACGAGAGAAAGGAUAAGUGUUCGUUAACGGCGUCGAAGCAGGAAGCCUCGAGUGCCGCCGGCGAGACGGUGCCGGCGGUGUAGAUUAGCUAAAACUACCAGUUUUAUAUAAUCUAAUAUGAGAUGUAUAUAUUUCAGAUAAUAUAAAUGAUAUAUAUAUCCAUAUUGGAUAUAUAAAUAUUGCAUGUAAA